GGUGACGGCUUCGUUGGUCAACUAUGGUCUCCUCUUCAAUAUGGAAAAACUUUCAGGAUCAUUAUACUGGAAUAAUACCAUCUUUGGAGUGAUCCGGUGGGGAGUGAACAUUCUAGUUGGCGUUGGUGAUUACUUUUGUAAAUGUGUCGGAAGAAAAGUCAUCAACUUUGUUGCCAUGGCUUCCAUCAUCGCAGCGCUUGCAGUCAUCUGUGGACUUUACUUCCAAGCCGUUCGGAACAUUGCCAACUCAGCACUUUCUGUAGCAAGUAGGAUUGGGACUAUUUUUGCACCUCAGCUCUUUUACCUGGCCGAUGUGCUACCAGUUCUGCCGUACGUGGUGCUUCUGUUGCUGUCGUUUAUCGAUUGCAUAUGUUUCCAACUCUUCCUUCCGGAAACCAAAGGAAGGAAUUUGGAGAAUCACUUGCCACCAAAAAACAAAAGGAUAUUCAAUCGAAAACGAAGUAUACUCGGGGAAUAAAU
Molecule: messenger RNA, 480 nt
Organism: Strongylus vulgaris
Lineage: Eukaryota; Metazoa; Nematoda; Chromadorea; Rhabditida; Strongylidae
Source: the annotation of a GenBank genome assembly